AUGGCGGAGAAUAAGGAAAAGCUUGUGGAGAGGAGAGGGUGUAAUCAUUAUGGAUGGUCUUUGAGUUAUAAAAGGAGGAUUCACACAGUGCGCUGUUGUUCCCGGCAGAGACUAACUGCGGUCCUGGCAUUGGCAACACUCAUAUCUGCAUUUGGUUCAUCCUUCCAGUAUGGAUAUAAUGUGGCUGUGGUCAACUCUCCAUCAACGUUCAUGCAGCAGUUUUAUAAUGCCACCUACCUGGAGCGUUACGGAAGACCGAUGGAGGAGAACUUCCAGACUCUGCUGUGGUCUCUGUCUGUGUCCAUGUAUCCUCUGGGAGGCUUCUUCGGCUCUCUGAUGGUGGCCCCGCUGGUCAACAAACUAGGGAGGAAAGGCACCCUCCUCUUCAACAACAUCUUCUCCAUCGUCCCAGCUGUCAUGAUGGGAGUCAGUGAGAUUGCCAAAUCCUAUGAGAUUAUUAUAGUGGCCAGGUUUAUAGUGGGAAUCUGUGCAGGGCUCUCAUCCAAUGUGGUGCCCAUGUAUCUGGGCGAACUCUCUCCUAAGAACCUGAGAGGAGCGAUUGGCAUCGUACCUCAGCUCUUCAUCACCAUUGGCAUCCUCAGUGCUCAAGUGCUGGGUAUCAGACACAUACUGGGGAACAGCACAGGCUGGACCCUCAUGCUGGGUUUAACUGGUAUCCCUGCCGUGAUAGAGCUCCUGCUGCUGCCCUUCUUCCCAGAGAGUCCCAGGUACACACUCAUCCAAAAGGGAGAUGAGAAGACAGCAAAGAAAGCGCUACAGCGUCUGCGUGGCUGGGACGAUGUGGAUGGAGAGAUAUCAGAGAUGCAUCUGGAGGACCAGUCGGAGAAGGCCGAGGGCCGCCUGUCUGUGCUCUCCCUGCUGUCCCAGCGCUCCCUUCGCUGGCAGCUGAUCUCCAUCAUCAUCAUGAACAUGGGCCAACAGCUGUCGGGGGUCAACGCGAUUUACUACUAUGCAGACAGCAUUUAUGCCAGUGCAGGAGUCAAGGAGAAUGACAUCCAGUAUGUGACUGUGGGAACAGGUGCAGUGAAUGUCUUCAUGACCAUAGCUGCUGUCUUCAUCGUGGAGGCGUCAGGACGACGGCUGCUCCUCCUCUGUGGUUUUGGGAUCUGCUGUGGAGCCUGUGUGCUGCUCACCGUUGCUCUCACCUUCCAGGAGAGCGUGACGUGGAUGCCCUACGUCAGCAUCACCUGUGUCAUCAUCUACGUCAUCGGACAUGCAAUAGGACCAAGUCCCAUUCCGUACGUGGUGACCACUGAGAUGUUCAGGCAGUCAGCCAGACCCGCUGCCUUCAUGGUCGCAGGCUCCGUGCACUGGCUGUCCAACUUCACUGUUGGCCUGGUCUUCCCUUUUCUAGAGAGAGGCCUGGGCUCCUACAGUUUUAUCAUUUUUUCCUUCAUCUGCCUGGCAACGCUGUUGUACAUCUGGCUGGUGGUCCCCGAGACCAAGAGCAAGACGUUCCUGGAGAUCAGCCAGAUGUUCGCCAAGAGGAACAAAGUGGAAAUCAAGCUGGGUGAUGGGGAUCAGCCACUGAAAGAGAGCAAAGAAAGCCUGGAGGAUGCAGUGAGGGUCACGGCCUUCUGAAGACAAGUGAGAGCAUUCAGAGAGGAAGUCUUCACUCCGGGGGUAGUUUUAAUGGACUGGAAUUUAUUUGAAUUUGCCUCUAUCUUUUAUUUUACAAUGAAUCUUUGUGCAAUCACUUUUUUAUAGUUUGUUUGUGCCUG
Messenger RNA from Thunnus maccoyii (southern bluefin tuna), 1742 nucleotides. It is a transcript of the gene slc2a1a, whose product is annotated as solute carrier family 2 member 1a. NCBI's taxonomy places the organism in Eukaryota, Metazoa, Chordata, Actinopteri, Scombriformes, Scombridae. Bases 1 to 1602 code for a protein of 533 amino acids. The record is from RefSeq and is a predicted model, not a curated record. Gene Ontology annotation, molecular function: hexose transmembrane transporter activity. The transcript is spliced from 12 exons. Gene Ontology annotation, biological process: monosaccharide transmembrane transport. Gene Ontology annotation, cellular component: membrane.